UUAACACACUAUAAUAAUUGUAUGCAAAAUCUGUAAUGAGUGCUAAUGUUUUGUCAACAUUAAUUCAAAGCGUGUAGUAAAGAGGGGAUUGAAAUGUCCUGUCCUGUUUAUAUUAUUUUAUGUCUUUACACAGAAAUGUGGUCAAGUUAGUCAAUUUUUUUAUGUAGCCAAAAUCACAAAGUUGCCUUUGUGCCUUAAAUAUUUUUACAACAUACAAGUCCCUCUAAUCUUAAAACAACCACCAAAACACCUUCAACAUGUACUAACUGGGGAAAAACAUCCAACCAUGUGACAAUUUUAAUGUAUGAUGCUCAUAAAAAUCCCCUAAUGUGUUGUGACAGUUCAACCUGAGUAUGUUAUAAAGCCAGGUGCUCUCAGUCAGUGACACAGAGGAGAGGACUGCUCUGUCAUGUGUUUGUCUUGUGCAAUCAGAGAGUCAGUCAGGUAUCGUGCAGCAGGUUUUUUCUCUUCCUAGUAUAUGUAUGAGCCUCCAGGCCUGCCACUCUUGAAACCUGUAGGCUUCAAAGGGAUCAUGCAUGUGAUAGGGAGCUCUGGCAGCUUUUCUUCGGCCUGUUUAGCUUUUUAUUAAAAAUCCCCUGCUGCCAUGUGAACAAUUGCAGAUACUUUAGAUUAAAAUGUAACCAUAAAUGAAUGAAAUCAAUAACAUUUCCCCUGGAAUAGAGCUUGAAAGAGUCACACACAAACAUUUUGAGCCUGCUUCUCAAGUAAACAAUUAGACGGUUGUGGUAUAACUGCCAACACAAUAUAAUGGAACAACAUAUCUGACUGUUUGGCUGGUUUAUUACUGUGUAAUUAUUCUUUUCCUCCUGUUGUUGGCAGCAAAUAACAUUCCAGUUUUGCUCCUCAAAAAGCCAUUGUGCAGCAGAUAUAGUGGGUUAGAGGCCAAAGAUGAUGCAACACCUCAGUUAAGUUUUUUACAGGGUAGUGGCUCUGUAGAGUGCCAUUUCUCAGUGACAUGUCUGUCCUCACGUGAACCUUAUGCUUUACCUGUAUUGGUUCUCUAACAUAUCACCCCACAAAAGGCACAACACAUUAGCCAUCACAUCAGUAUAAUUAGCAAACUUUUAUUAUGCUAUGUUCUGUAUGUUAUGAAUCAUUUCCAGGCAACUAUUGUCCCCUUUUUUUCUUUUUUUUUAAGGUCUAUGCUUUUUAAUGGCUACUUCACUCUUCACCAACCCUGCUAUGUCAUUGGCUCUCUCUCACUUUGAAUCAGUGCAUUGAAUAUAGUUGCAUAUUUAUCUUAAUUGAAUCCCAUUCAAUACUUUCCCAGUCCACGGGGGCAAGCAGAUGCUGUGAGUGUUAAUGGGCUAUUGAUUUAGUCUUGAAUCAGCUUGUUUAUGAGAUAAUAGCGAAUACGUCUUAAGCAAUUCACUCCACUGACCUCUGGGGGAUUAGUCAUUCAGGAAACUCUAGACUUCCAUCUCUGUUGCUAUAGUUUUAUUUUCUCUGUUAUUCUAAUGAGGCAUACUGUUUGGCUUCUAAAGAAAGGUUUUGAGAUCAAAGUGUGGCCGCGUAGGCAGCUGUGGGAUGCAGAUGAGAGGAGGAGAUGUUGGGUCAGCAUUCAUACAAUCAAGUUUUGCUCCCUGUCGCUCUCACUCUCUCCCUCUGUGGUUUUCUUCCCGUUUCCCUGUGUGAGCUCUGAGUGGGAGAGUGUCUGUAUCCAUGAGGAUCAGCUGGAGGGAAUACCAAUAAGCACCGCAGGCUUCUUCCCCUCUGUGGUUCUGUUCUCUGCUGAAGGGACGGUUUUGUUCCAUCUCAAUGAGUGUGCCAGCUCAAAUGCCCUGUGUGUGUUUGUGUGUGUGCAUGUGUUUGGGGUGCACAGAGGCAUCGAGAGAGGGAACGCUAAAAAAGUGACACCCUAUGCACCACACACCACAGCCUCAUCAUUUUGACUCAAAGUUCCUCAGAUCACUGCAAACGCCUGUGCUUGUAGUAGUGUCUGUGUGCCUGCAUGACCUGAACCUACACUGUGAACUGAUGGUUUCACCAAAUUACAGCUGGGAUUGUGAUGUCCUGUUUGCAUUUUAUUAAUGACCCCUCCCAACAGGGAGGUACAGCGAGUUUAACAAGAAACAGGCUCAGUUUCUGUAUGUCCUACUUGUCUGAAACAAUAUUUAUUUCACUAAUACUGCUCAGUUCAACCACUACACUACAUACCCACCCAAUUCGGAAUAAUUUGUGUGCUUUCACCUCACUCCAGUUCAGCAAUGCUGAAUUGCUGCUUUGCCUGUUUCUUCUAGUGCUGCAGUGGGCAGAUGAGCAGACAUUCUUUUUUGCAUGAAAAAUGUAAUCGCUAACUAGAUCAUUGAUCUAAGAAAGAGCACACUGCAGUGCUAGAUAAGUAGCAUCUGUUUCUAUCGACUCCCUCGACUUUGCCCCCAAAAUGUAGCUCGAAGAUUUGGACGGAUUUCUCAAGCAGAACAACACAAAGCUCUCCCUUGUUGGGUUAAGAUUGAGGCUAAUGCAGUUGGAACUUUAUGUUAUGCUGUCUAGCGAGGUCAGAGCAUAUUAAAUGGGUCAUGGUGUUGGACAGACGCUGUGUGCUAUGUAGGGCAGCGUGGGGGAGAGGGGGCUCAAACAGGGCUGAGGUGUAAGGGAGGCUCCCUGGGGGCACACUGGGCCUCCUGUAGAUCCUGUUAGAUGGAGAUGAUGAUGAUUGGGAUGAUGUGCGCUGCUGUGCUGUGUUUGGGAGCGUCCCCCCUUUGUUCUAUUCCUAUCCUCUUAUAGGUUUUGGUUUCUGUAGCUCUCUCUCUUUUUUGUCUCCCACUUUCUGUCUGUCUGUCUGCUGUCUGUCUGUCUUCUUCUGCUCUACUGACACACUAAUAUCAAUUGGUGAGUCAAACAGCAGUGGGCGUAUGCCUGGCUUGUUAAUUUCACAUUUUCUCACAUUGAUAGUGAUAUACCAGAUUUUAAGCAUAUGAUCAGACAGAUGGGUCUCACACAGUCCAGCUUUGAAAUCCCAAAGAAUCUCAGUCAGUGAUCGCAAGUAGGAGUUCAUCCUGUUGCUCAAGGACACUCAUACAGGUCACCUGGCUCCAAUAAAUGAAAUUCUAUUUGAUCAAACUCUACUCUGUGUUAAAUCUGUCAGUUAUGGACUGUUCACCUAACUGUCAGACUUUACCGCUGCCAUCUGCCGUGUUGUUCAAGCAGCGUUUCCCCUAGUUACUGAGCUUACACCCCUCCCAUCGUCUCCUGCCAUCCCCAAAGGCCCUUUAAUCCUGGCCCUGUUUCACCCUCCUACCUCAACCACCCCUGGAGAACACCUGCAUCCAAGUGUUUGGGAGAAACGGAGUGAAAAGUAGGGCAGCUCCUCAGUAGAUUUGGGAGGACAUUUUCAUCAGCAUGCGUCUAAUUCAUUUAGCAGAGCCACUCAUCCAGAGAGACCCUCAGAUUUCUCCAGCAGUAAGUCAGCGUGGGUAGAAAUUUUGAGUAGCAGCAGUAGUGGCGGUGGAAAUGGGCUUAUUACAUUUCUAAUAAAAAUGGCGUACUCGUUUUUGGGUUUGAGUGUGUGUAAAACAUCUGUGUUGUGUUAUUCGUGUUAUCUGCGCUGCUCUUAUGAAUCAGGUCUUAUUGUGCCAAAAGCCAUCUUGUUUUAAUAAGAAAAAGCUUACGCCCCUCAUUCCAGCUGUGUCAUACAAGUUUGGCUUGACAUUUACUACUCCAGGUGCGUGAGUGUAACUAUGGAAGUUGCACCAAUAUGCUUUCCACUGCAGGCCUCAGCAGUGAUCCAUUAAUGGCACCUUGAAGCAAUACACAUGCACCACUGUGUUUUGUGUUUGGCGACUAAUGCUACAAAAGAGAAUAUUGAACAUUUCAAAGUUGAGGCUGGGGAGAGUGCCUGAGGAGCUAGCUUAGUUCCAGUAAGCUGUCUGGUUGAACAGGCAGCUCUUUGUGUUUGUUGUUUGAAAACGAAGCAAGACUGGGUAAUAUGAGAAACCCACACACAAGCCUGCAUUACACUUCCUCUUGAAGAAGGAGGAUAUUAGGCUCCUGUAUGACAAACAGGUUUGACAAAAGGACAGCUUUUGUGUGAACCCGAUUGUUUUGUCAAGAGAUAUUGCAUGCACUCUGGAAGGAGCAGGAUUGUGAUUGGGCGCAGGGCUCCUCAGGCUAUACGUCAGGCCAGUCAAUACAUAUGCAGUAGCUCGCUCAUCAGAGUCCUGGACAGAGCAGAGGACCGGAGUACUGAGGGCAGUUUCCUGAGCAUCCUUGGGUCGAUGCGUCGGGGUUCCUCAGAGAACAAUCUGGACCUGGAUCUGAGUGAUGGAGGUCCUGGUCCUGCGGUGGGCUGCGAGGUCCAGCGUAGUCGUUCUUGCUUGGACAACCUCCAGCAGAAGAUACUAAAAGUCACGGAGCAGCUGAAGAUUGAGCAGACGGCCCAGGACGAGAACGUAGCUGAGUACCUGAAGCUGGUGAACAGUGCCGACAAGCUGCAAGUAGGGCGCAUCAAGCAGGUGUUUGAAAAGAAGAACCAGAAGUCAGCUCAAAACAUUGCCAAGAUGCAAAAGAAGCUAGAGCAGUACCAUCGAAAGAUGAAAGACAGUGAAACCCACCACAUCCCAUCCCCUCACCCAUCUACUGUCAAACACAUUACCUUACCCAGGGAGUCUCCCAGAGAGCUGCUGAGGGAUAUGACUGGCAGUGGCCGACACCCGACCAUGGACAAGAUCAAGACCAUUGGCCCAGGUGUUUCCCUCUCCCCUCCUUUCUUCUUCAGCAAGCCCAGAGAGUUCGCCAACCUUAUCAGGAACAAGUUUGGCAGUGCUGACAACAUCGCCCACCUCAAGACCACUCUGGAUGCUUCCUCACCGCUCCCCACUGACAGUGCAGGAAAGGGGCUGAGUAGCAGCACCUCCAUGGUGGGCAAGCCCAAGUAUCCCAGUGAUGAUGAGAGCUCCUCGGGGAGCGCCUCCAUUUCAGCAGACAGUAACGGGCAGCCAACAGGGGGAAUGUCGGCGGUGCAGGCGCAGGGCCAGGACCAACAGGCCAAGGGAGACAGCCAGAGCAAACUGGCUCUGUGCCUGGAGGAGGUGAGGGAGAUCAAAGAUGCCCAGAGCCAGCUGGAGGAGGAUAUGGAGGAAAUAAAGGCUCAGUUCAAGAAAGAGUAUGGCAUCAUCAGCCAAACACUGCAGGAAGAGAGAUACAGGUACGAGCGUUUGGAAGACCAACUAAACGACCUGACAGAACUUCACCAAAACGAGAUGACUAAUUUAAAGCAGGAACUGGCCAGCAUCGAGGAGAGGGUGGCCUACCAGGCUCAUGAAAGGGCCAGUGACAUACAGGAGGCUCUGGAGUCGUGUCAGACGCGAGUGUCCAAGCUGGAGCUCCAGCAGCAGCAGCAGCAGACGGUCCAGCUUGAGAGCCGUGAUGCCCGGGUCCUGCUGGGAAAGAGCAUCAACAUCAUGCUGGCCAUCAUCACCGUCAUCCUGGUGUGUGUCUCCACUGCUGCCAAGUUUGCUGCUCCACUGAUGAGGAGUCGGCACCAAGUGGUAGCUACCUUCCUGGGAGUUUGUUUUUUGACCAUAUUCUGGAAGAACUGGGACCGUUUACAGUAUGCCAUAGACAGGUUGCUGGUACCUGCCUGAUAGUGAAAAUAAUACUGCAGAAACAUGGACACUGUCUGUUGUCAGGAUAGGACUGUCUAAGGAUUGGUUGUACAAUCGUCACACACACAAGAUCGCCAUGCAUUUACAGAGGUCAUGGUUUUUCAGUCAAACUGAAAUUUAAUUUUUGUGAUUUCUUUCUUGUUUAGAACUUGAAUGUGUGUUGCUAACGAUUUUCAUUUAACCUUUAAAAUAAUAUUUAUAUAACAGUACAUUUUGUUACUUCUCUAAGAAUUGCUAUGAAAUCAUCACAAGAAUCAAGAAGGGUGGAGAGAAGUGCUCAUGAGACUUAUUCUUGAUUAUUCUGUCUCAUUUUGCUUCAGCUUGACGUUAACAUCUCUCCAACAGUAAAAAAAAAAAAGCAUGCACACAAACAAAACCUCAAGCUUAAUAUCUUGUUGGCCACAGUUAUGAAAUGCUAACGUCACCCUAAGAGGAUUAGUUGGACAUUUUGGGUUAUACACUCAUUCGUUUUCUACGAAAGUUAGAUGAAAAGAUUGAUACUAUUCAUAUUUGUACAGUAAAUAUGAAGCUACUGGUAGCAGCCAGUUAGCUAAGCUUAGCAUGAACACUGAAAACAGGGGGAAACAGCUAGCAUGGCUCUGUCCAAAGAUAACAAAAUCCACCUAUCAGCACCUCUAAAGCUCACUAGUUAACAGUCAUCUAAACAUCUUGUUUGUUUAUCUUCACAAAAACCAAAGUGUAAAAAUGACAAGAAAUAGUCAGGCACAUAACCCUCAAGGUAUUGUUUUUACACUGGAUUUUGGUUUGUUUUUAGAGGUUCAGAGGUACUUGUAGUCGGAUGCAAGCUAGCUGUUUCCCCCUGUUUUGAGUCUUUAUGCUAAGCUAACCUAACUGGCUACUGGUUGUAGCUUUAUAUUUAGCAUACAGACAUGAGAGUGGUAUGAGUGGUAUCCAUCUUCUAAACUAACUCUCGGCAAAAAAGAUACUAAGCAUAUUUUCUUAAAAUGUUGGAACUAUUACUUUAAAUGAAGAAUCUACAGACUAAAACACAGAGGCAAUAGACAUCCUCUUUCUUUUUUAUGUUUUUUUCUUUUCUUUAUUCCUUAUUGCCUUGUCUGCCCUCUGUGGUCAGUCAUCUCUUAAAGGUUUUCUGUUUACUGUUGCUGAUGUUUAAAGUGCAAUAUAUUUGAUUUCUACAAGCACUGUUUUUUAAAUGUUUCUUUUAGGAGUGAACGUUUCACAUCAAUGUUUUACAGUGACAGGGUGCUGGUGCUGUGGGGGGAGGGGGUUGAGUAAGUGUCAUCUAUGUUGGCAUUAGCGAUCCAUAACCACUGAAGCCACUGGUGGGCUCUGAUAAGACCAGCUGUCUCCUCUCUCAAGGGCCAAAAAUCAAUCCCACUGCAUUACAGUGCUGGUAGCGCGGUAAUAUCAACACACCAGCUCUCCAGUGCAGACACACAUGCGCACACACCCAAACAACACAAAAACAAAGCAUGUCACUUGCGUAUGAUGUUUGUCUUUUACUAAUAAUGUGAUUAAGAGGCGAUGGGUUAUACUGUGAAACAAUUUUUCCAAGGAAAAAUGCAAUUCCCUUUAUUAAAGAAGCAACAAACCACCUUCAGUACUCCCCUGAUGACAGAGGAGCAUGUUACCGGCUCUAAGUGAUUAUCUAUGAGCCCAUUCUUUUGACUGAUUAAUGUGUUAUAUCAUUUUUGUCUUACAAACAUUGCCUUUGAUGAUCUCACAAGAAGCUAUGGACGUUUGUCUGCCAUAAUAAUAUGUUUGUGUUAAUGUUUGUUGUCGUCUUUCUGUUGCUCUACUGACUGUAUCAUAUUUUUUUUGUUUUGACAUAUUUGAGGAAGUUUUACAUGCAGAACUACACAUCUGGUUUACAUUCUCAUUCAUUUCUGGUGCACUACGUGAUCAAUCAGUUGUAUUUUCAUGCAUUACGUGCCUUCGUCUGACACUUUCUGUUAAAUUAAACAAGACUUUUUAAUCAA
Messenger RNA from Sander lucioperca (pikeperch), 7588 nucleotides. Its product is annotated as transmembrane and coiled-coil domain protein 3-like. Bases 4083 to 5606 code for a protein of 507 amino acids. The record is from RefSeq and is a predicted model, not a curated record. NCBI's taxonomy places the organism in Eukaryota, Metazoa, Chordata, Actinopteri, Perciformes, Percidae. Gene Ontology annotation, cellular component: endomembrane system. The transcript has 4 exons.